AUGUUUGCAAAGCUUGUAGGGGCUUGUGCUCUCUUGAGCGUAGUUCGUGGAGGACUUAUUGCGAGUCCCCAUGGCGCAGUUUCAUCGCAAAGUAUAAUCCUAGGGCACCCAGCAUCAGCACCAGCGUACGCUACAGCAUAUGCUGCACCGGCCUAUGCAAGGACAUAUACUCCAACCUAUGGCAUCGGACUAGGUCACAGUGCCGUCGUCGCACACGCAGCGCCAGUAUACCACGCAGCACCCAUCGCCCACGCCGUUGCCCCUGUUGAGGUUUAUUCCCACCCCCGCUACCAGUUCAACUACGGAGUCUCUGAUGGUCACACCGGCGAUCAAAAAAGUCAGUGGGAAGCGCGCGACGGUGACGUGGUGAAGGGUCAGUACUCUCUAGUCGAGCCCGAUGGCACCGUCCGUACCGUUGAUUACACUGCUGACGAUCACAAUGGGUUCAACGCUGUGGUGAACAGACAAGGACAUGCAGCCCAUCCUGCUGCAGCUCGCGUGGUUAAGACCUUAGUGGCUGCUCCAGCCCUUGGACAUGGGCAUCUUCUCGGCUAG
Molecule: messenger RNA, 555 nt
Organism: Parnassius apollo (apollo)
Lineage: Eukaryota; Metazoa; Arthropoda; Insecta; Lepidoptera; Papilionidae
Source: the annotation of a GenBank genome assembly